CAUGACCCGUGUGCAUGCUUGCAGCCCUAGUGUCGUGCUGCUCUCAUCUCUCCUCAUUUGCUUUCUCGUACGCCAUACGCGAGCCUGACUCACCGCCGCAGCCUCUGACGCCAUCUCUUCCGUCAGCCCGACCCUGAGCACCCAUAAAUACUGUACGCGCCGUGACGCUUCUUCUCUCCACAUCAUCAUGGUCAAGCGCACAUUCAAGCUUUCGGACGGCAAGACGGUCCCCGCGAUCGCGUGGGGCAACGGCACGGGCGGGCUGCAGAAGAGCGGCAACCGCGCCGUGCUUGGCGGACAGGUUGCGCUCGAGGCCGGCAUCCGGCACCUCGAUACGGCGCAGUACUACGAGACGGAGGCGGAGACGACCGCGGCGAUUAAGGCUUCGGGGAUCCCGAGGGGCGAGGUGUUCAUUACGGAUAAAGUGUCGAGCAACACGAUCGCGGCCGAGGCGACGACGCGCGAGAAUGUGCGCCAGUCCGUACUCGAGUCACUCGAGAAGCUCGGGACCAAGCCCGACCUCUUCCUCAUCCACAACCCCUUCGUCCCGGAGGAGGGCAAGAUUGCCGAGUUCUGGACCUAUCUCGAGGAGCUGGUCGAGGACGGCACGCUUGGCGGCGUGUCGCUCGGCUUCUCCAACUUCCGCCCGCAGGACAUUGACGCCGUGCUGAGCGUUGCGCGCAUCAAGCCGGUCGUGAAUCAGAUCGAGUUCCACCCGUACGUCUACGCGCAGGUCGAGUCCCUUCUCGAGCUGCAGUCGAAGCACGGCAUCGUCACCGCGGCGUACGGCCCACUCACCCCGAUUCUGCGGCAUCCGAGCGGCGGGCCGCUCAAGCCUGUACUGGAGCGCAUCGGCGCCGCGCACGGCCUCGACGCCGCCUCCGUCCUCCUCCUCUGGACGAUCCAGAAGGGCGUGAUUGCCGUCACGUCGUCGAAGAACGAAGACAACAUCCGCAAGAUCGCGGCGCUCGACGCGGCGCCCGACCUCUCGGCCGACGAGAUCGCGCAAAUCGACGCGGCGGGCAAAAAGGUCCAUUUCCGCCACUACGAGGAGCACAUGACGCAGGACUACCCCGCGCCCGACCUGCCGCGCGAGUGAUGCACAUCUGCUACUUGA
This is a messenger RNA of Cutaneotrichosporon oleaginosum, 1117 nucleotides long. RefSeq lists its product as uncharacterized. Lineage: Eukaryota; Fungi; Basidiomycota; Tremellomycetes; Trichosporonales; Trichosporonaceae. Gene Ontology annotation, molecular function: oxidoreductase activity. The record is from RefSeq and is a predicted model, not a curated record.